AUGAUCAUCCUCGCCAUCGUACAACUUGCGAAAGAUGGGGCGGAAAUAAUCCCUCCACCAGCGGAAUUUCAUGGAUUCGGUUCGCUAUUCGGAGUUACUGUCUAUGCAUUCAUGUGUCACCACAGUAUCCCAUCUCUCGUUACGCCAAUGAGUACAAAAUCGCGCGUCUUCGUAAAGAUCCUUGGGGUCUACAUCCUCGUGCUCGCCUUCUAUGUGACGCUUUCAAUGACUGGUUCAUUUGCCUUCGAAGAUGUAAAGGUAUGUAGUAAGGGUUCUGAGGAUAUCUGGACACAAGAUUUUCAUAUAUUAUUGUGGAACGCCGUAGUCGCCCACUCAGGUGAAGUGUUAGGUAUGGAUGUCUAUACAUUGAAUUUCUUGAGAGAAGACUUCUCGAAUGUUUGGCAAAUUAUUGUUCACUACUUCCUAGCAUUAUUCCCUGUGUUUGUGAUUACGACAAACUACCCUAUUAUUGGCUGUACGCUUAUAAACAAUGUACGAGUACUACGUGAUCUGAUAUUAUCCAGAACUAAUGCGAAGUUCGUAGACUUACUUUAUCGCUGCUUGCAACCAAAUGGCGACACAUUGAUUUGCCUAUUUAGAGUGUUCACAGAAGAGCAAACAGAAUCAAAUAAACGUAAGCGAAGCAAAUCGUUCCUCCUGAUUUCCGACAUUAUUAUAUAUGUUAUGGUGAUAGGAUUCGCAACAGUUAUCAGCAUAUUAACCGAUGAUGUGCUUUUGCUAACAACCAUAAUAGGGUCUUAUCCAGGCGUCGGCGUGCAAUUCCUGGUACCGUGUCUGCUUAUUGUUUAUUCUCGCAAAUAUGUAAAAAGACUUAACCUUGAUGUACCGUACAAAUACUCAAGUCCUUUUGGUUCCAUAUAUUGGGUCAUAGCAAUCUUUGUUUGGGCAUUAUUCGCUAUUGUUAUGGUUACCCUGAAGUUGAUUGAAAAGCAAGCCUCCACACCACCAAGUUGGAAAGCAAAGGACAGCAUCUCCAAAGUGGCGCCACACAAAGUUUCUGGCCUUAGAUGUAUUUUCUCGUAUUAUAGCAUCCAUGUAAGGAAGUUCUCUUGUAACGUCUGUUCACAUAAUAAAGAUCGAAUGCGAUAACU
Molecule: messenger RNA, 1112 nt
Organism: Strongylus vulgaris
Lineage: Eukaryota; Metazoa; Nematoda; Chromadorea; Rhabditida; Strongylidae
Source: the annotation of a GenBank genome assembly